This is a messenger RNA of Daucus carota subsp. sativus, 1978 nucleotides long. RefSeq names its product xylose isomerase. Lineage: Eukaryota; Viridiplantae; Streptophyta; Magnoliopsida; Apiales; Apiaceae. Bases 331 to 1776 code for a protein of 481 amino acids. Gene Ontology annotation, biological process: carbohydrate metabolic process. The record is from RefSeq and is a predicted model, not a curated record. Gene Ontology annotation, molecular function: xylose isomerase activity. The transcript is spliced from 21 exons.
AAUCUUAAUUAAAUAAUUUACGUGAAAACAAGAUCCGAUUAUUAUUAAUAAAUAGAAUCUAUCAAACAUUAUCGACCGGAAAGAAAAUUAGCAAAAAUAUAGAGGGUAUAGCAUUUCCCCUAUAGAUAAGAUGACGUUGCUGACGUGUAUUUAUCAUGAUAAUCACACCAUUAUUAAAAUAGUAUAAUUAGAUAAAGUGUUAUGAAACUGAUUUGACUCAUAAUAACUAGAAGUACUCUAGUGCUAUAAAACAGGGUUCUUGUGAGCUGCGGUAGUGUAAUUCUUGUUGCUCUAAUUUACGCUCUACAUUACUGGGUUUUGUGUAUCAUAAUGAAAAAGAUGAUGAAGAGUGGUGUUUUGUUACUGUUUUUUGUAGGGUUGUUUGUGAUCCCUUCAAAAGUGAUUGCUGUUGGUCCACCUACUUGUCCCGCUGAUGUUGGUAGUGAAUGUAGUGAUUCUGAUGAUUGGGAGGGGGAGUUCUUUCCUGGCAUUCCAAAGAUUAAGUAUGAGGGGCCUUCUACUAAGAACCAUCUGGCAUUCAAAUGGUAUAAUGCCAAUGAAGAGAUUUUGGGGAAAACGAUGAAGGAUUGGAUGCGAUUCAGCGUUGCAUUUUGGCAUACGUUCCGUGGGACAGGAGGCGAUCCAUUUGGUUCAGCUACAAAAGUCUGGCCAUGGGAAGAUGGUACUAAUUCCAUAUCUAUGGCAAAGAGGAGAAUGAGAGCAAACUUUGAGUUCUUGGAGAAGCUUGGAGUAGACAGGUGGUGCUUCCAUGACAGAGAUAUUGCUCCUGAUGGUAAAACACUGGAGGAAUCCAACGCAAAUCUGGAUGAAGUUGUAGCCCUUGCAAAGGAGCUUCAGGGUACAAAUAUUCGUCCUCUGUGGGGCACAGCUCAGUUGUUCUUGCAUCCUCGCUAUAUGCAUGGUGCUGCUACAAGCCCUGAAUUGGGUGUAUAUGCAUAUGGUGCUGCCCAGGUUAAAAAAGCUAUGGAGGUCACACAUUAUUUGGGAGGAGAAAAUUUUGUUUUCUGGGGUGGUCGGGAGGGUUAUCAAUCCCUCUUGAAUACUGAUAUGGAAAAAGAGCUUAAUCAUAUGGCUAGAUUUUUUGAAGCUGCUGUUGCCUACAAGAAAAAAAUAGGAUUUAAUGGGACACUUCUUAUUGAACCAAAGCCCCAAGAACCUACCAAACACCAGUAUGACUGGGAUGCUGCAACUUCAGCGAAUUUCUUGCGCAAAUAUGGCCUUAUAGAUGACUUUAAACUGAACAUUGAGUGCAACCAUGCAACCCUUUCUGGUCACAGCUGCCACCAUGAGCUUGAAACUGCAAGGAUAAAUGGUUUGCUUGGAAACAUUGAUGCCAAUAGUGGCGAUCCUCAGACUGGUUGGGAUACAGAUCAAUUUUUGAUGGAUGUAGGUGAAGCUACGUUGGUUAUGCUCAGUGUUGUUAGAAAUGGAGGGUUGUCACCAGGAGGGUUCAAUUUUGAUGCCAAAUUGCGAAGAGAAAGCACAGAUGUUGAGGACUUAUUUAUUGCUCAUAUUGCUGGCAUGGAUACCCUGGCCCGUGGUUUGCGAAAUGUUGCAAAGAUUAUUGAGGAUGGCUCUUUGCCUGACCUUGUUCGUAAGAGAUAUCAGAGCUUUGACAAUGAAGUUGGAGCUCAGAUAGAGGCGGGAAAAGCUGAUUUUGAGUAUCUUCAGCGAAAGGUCCUGGAGUGGGGAGAACCCAAAGUUCCUUCUGCCAAGCAGGAACUAGCUGAAAUGAUUUUCCAGUCUGCUCUGUAGAAAUAUGAGGAAAUUUCGCUGCCAUCAGCAUGAGUCAUAGUGCUUAGUAAUAAUGUACGAUGCUUAGAUAUCAGAAACUUUGGCAGUUAGUAAUAAUGUAUGAUGCUUAGAUAUCAGAAACUUUGGCAGUCGGUCGGACAAUGUGGUUUUCUCGGUCAAGUAAAUAUUUUGAAUUAUAAUAAAAAAAAUGGAUGUUAAUUUA